Messenger RNA from Chiloscyllium plagiosum (whitespotted bambooshark), 5118 nucleotides. The record is from RefSeq and is a predicted model, not a curated record. NCBI's taxonomy places the organism in Eukaryota, Metazoa, Chordata, Chondrichthyes, Orectolobiformes, Hemiscylliidae.
CAAAUGAUGGCCUUGUCAAAGCUGACAUGGAGAAGCUGACCUUCUAUGCGGUUUCGGCUCCAGAUAAACUAGAUCGAAUAGGGAAAUAUCUUGCGGAACGGCUCAGUCGGGAUGUUGUCAGACACCGAUAUGGGUAUGUUUUCAUUGCAAUGGAGGCAUUGGACCAGCUUUUGAUGGCUUGUCAUUCCCAAAGCAUUAACCUCUUUGUUGAAAGCUUCCUUCAAAUGGUGGCCAAACUACUGGAGUCUGGAGAACCUGAGCUUCAAAUUCUUGGCUCCAAUUCGUUUGUCAAGUUUGCAAACAUUGAGGAAGACACUGCUUCAUACCACAGACGCUAUGACUUCUUUGUGUCUCAGUUCAGUGCAAUGUGCCACUCUUACAUUGAUGAUCUGGAGAGCAGAACAAAGAUCAGGAUUGCUGGUAUCAAGGGUAUUCAAGGGGUUGUGCGGAAAACCGUCAAUGAUGAGCUGCAGACUAUAAUAUGGGAACCUCAGCAUAUGGAUAAGAUUGUUCCUUCACUUCUCUUCAAUAUGCAAACAACAGAGGACCCUGACAGUCAGAACAACCCUCCCUCAAUAUCAAGAAGUGCAGAUAAAGAUGAGGACCCUGCUGCUCUCGCAGAGAGUUGUUUUCGUGAACUACUGGGACGUGCAGCCUAUGGGAACAUGAACAAUGCCAUCAGACCUGUUCUAAUUCAUUUAGACAACCAUCAGCUCUGGGACCCAAAUGCAUUUGCUGUUUCCUGUUUCAAAAUUACAAUGUAUUCUAUACAGGCUCAGCAUUCUCAUCACGUCAUUCAGCAGAUUCUUCGACAUCUGGACACUCACAACAAAGAUUCUCCAAGGGUCCGAGCAGGCAUUGUACAGGUCCUUUUAGAGACUGUGGCUAUAGCAGCCAAAGGUUCUAUUGGUCCAACUGUUUUGGAGGUAUUUAACACAUUGUUGAAACACUUGCGACUCAGUGUUGAUUUUGAGUUAUCCGGUGAAUGUAGUUCUCCUGGUGGUUUUUCGACAAGCAAUGAUGAGAAAUUAGUUCAGGAUACAAUUAUCCAGACUAUUGGCUUUUUUGGGAGUAGUCUUCCAGAUUAUCAAAGAUCAGAAAUUAUUAUGUUUAUUAUGGGGAAGGUACCCAUUUUUGAUGCUGGAUCACAUUCACUGGAAGCCAGUAACUGUGGAGAUCGGGGGACAAGAGCCAUUCAAGUCAUGCUUCUCAGAUCUCUACUUAUGGUGACUUCAGGAUAUAAGGCUAAAAGUAUAGCAGCUGCCCUUCCAUCUCCAUUUUUAGACCCAAUCCUAUCUGUUUCACUAAUGGAAGAUAGUGAGCUAAGGCAGCUUGUAUUGCACAUUCUACAUAGUCUCAUUGAUCGUCAUGAAAACAAGGCAAAAAUCAAAGGAAUGAGAGUCAUCCCCGAUGUUUCAGCAUUGAAGAUAAAAAGAGACAAGAGCUCAAAGCAAGACAUUAGUUUUAUGAAAAAGCAAGGACAGCAGCUAUACAGACACAUUUAUAUGGGUUGUAAAGAAGAUGAUAAUGAACAGAAAAACUUUGAAUCUCUUUUUGUUGCUCUUUUGCUCAUCACCAUUGAACUGGCCAAUGACGAGGUCAUCAUAGACUUGAUUCGGCUUGCUCUUGGUAUACAGGACUUAGCUGUUACUAAUGAAGAUAACUUACCUGUGUACAAUCGUUGUGCCAUAUUGGCUCUGGUGGCUGCAUACUUGAACUUUCUGAGUCAGAUGAUUGCAGUGCCAGCUUUCUGUCAACAUGUUAAUAAGGUGAUUGAAGUGAGAAGCAAAGAGGCAUCAUAUCUUUUGCCUGAAUAUAUCUGCAGAGAAAAGUACGGAUUGCCCAAAACCCUCGAGAUACAAGACAAAAGUUGUCUUUUCUUGCAAAACAAGAUUGCAGAUGCGCUGGCUGGCAGUGGCUACAGUGUGGAGAGGCUGUCAGUGCCAUAUGUACCCCAACUUACAGAUGAAGACAGAAUAUCCAGAAGAAAAAGCAUUGUUGAUACUGUAUCAAUUCAAGUCGAUCUUCUUGGUGACAAUGUGCAACAGGAUAAGACCAAGAUAGUUGAAGAAAUCACCUUUGAAACACUGAAGAAAGCCAUAGAUAGCCAAAAUCUUGAAGAACAAGAAAGAGAAAAGCGACGCCAAGUAAUUGAAAAGUUUCAGAAAGCACCAUUUGAGGAGAUUGCAGCUCAGUGUGAAUCCAAGUCAAACCUGCUCCAUGACAAACUUACAGAGAUAUUUGAACUAACAAUAAGCAGGCCACCUCCAAGCCCUUCAGGAUCCAUGAGUGUUGCAGCUGGCCAUGUACAAUACCAUUCCAUUCCAGUCUACGAAAUGAAAUUUCCAGACCUAUGUGUUUAUUAGCCACUGUUUUGGCCAUCACAAGGUGACAGAUAAUGAAGCAUAUGUCAUUUCGAAGAUCAAAACGCCUACGGGAGGACAUUAAGUUUUCCACUGAUUACGUUAUGUCUCAGAAGAGUGUUCAAGUGGAUCAAUUUCUCUAAAUCAGUUGAACCAUGUUAGGGCUAGUUGAACUGAAGUUCACUGUGAUAUAUAGUCCUUGGUGUAUAGAAUAUGUUAGGGUGUCAGUAUCAUGUAGUGCAAGAAUUCAUUUGAAAGUUUACUAUUUUUUUGAAGGGAUAAAUUAUAUAAAGUUCAUGCCUUGCAAGAGGUCCAACAGACGAGUAGUGAUUGUUAAUAUUGCAAGAGCAAUUAAGAACAAAUCUAUGCAUGGCAUUUGUUUUUCAUUCAAGAAAUAGGAAUAUCACAAAAGAUUGGACCUUAUCAAUGCAAAUGAACGAGCUUAAAUUUUUAUCUAUCACAUUCCUGUUAACUAGAAUUAUUUUUAGUGAAUUUUGUAAUUUUUCUUCAGCAUUCCAAUCUUGCCUCAUUUAAAAAAAACUUGUUUCUCAAUUUAAUCCUGCACAUGAAAGUUAAAUAGGUUUAUAAACUUUUGUUUUACUGCCUAGGAAAUUUACCUCAAUUGCUGAUUUUCAGAUGCUACACCAUGAGGUCUGUUCAUACUGACAGUAUAAAAUAUGCCUACGGUAAUAUUUGAAGAAUUGUUUUGGAUUAUUAAGCAGCAAAAUGUCAUGACUUUAGCAUAACUCAAUUGGCCUGAAGAAUCAGUAGGCCCAUUUCCACUUUCCAUAGGAAAACCAAAUGGCAAUUCAACUCCGCUGACUGUGUCUGUUUCAUGACAGAAAUUUAUACCAAUACUUCACUUUCAAUAAGUUGGAAUGUAAAUGUUGUCGUUCUUAUAAUUUUGAAUUUGCUGUGAAAAUAGCUUUUAUAUGCUCAUUUAGGCAAUGACAUCUUGCUGGCAAUUUUCUCCUUCCACCCCAUUAAAUAUUAGGAGUUUUCAAUUCCAUGCAACUUUCCUCAUCAAGAGUAAUGACUGAGGUUCUGCUUCCAGUCCAUCACAAAUCCACAAAGCAGCUAGAAAAUACACAAAUAUCAGCUGCUGUGAUAGAUCACUGAGUUCCCUACCUAAGCUGUGGAUCAGAUCUCUUGUCCUAACAAUGUGCUGUGCGCACCGUAUUGUUUUGUUUAACUAUUCAGUCUUGUCAUUAAGAAAUUCAGAUGAAAAUUGGACAUCCAUAAAAAUGGUAACUAGAUUUCUAAUAAUUGCUAAGUAUUUUGCACUGUAACAUUGAACCAAAGGACUUUUUUAAAAAAAAAUCAGUUCUACACAUUUUAGAUUUCACCUGCUCUGAAAUCAUGCACAAGUAAGGAUUUCAUGUGACUUCUCAAAAUAAUACCAGCUGAAAACAUAAUUGUUAUCUCAACUGCAGAUGAAAAUGAUCAAAAAUUUGUAAAACAAUCAAGUGUUUAAAACAGUUUGUGUAUGCUUUAAUAAUUGCAAGAUUGUAUGAUAUAGGCAGGAAAUCCUGUCAUAUUUAAAAAUGCACAGGCAUCUUUGAUUUUAAGCAUGCCUCUUGGCUGCUUAUCUUUUUGAUAUUUUCUUUUUGAAAUGAGAUUUCUAAAUUCACUGUUUCAAAUUGGCUAAGUAGAAAUACUCAGCACCUCUGGAAAUUCUACACACCGGUUCAAUCUGAACAAGGUUGUAAUUAAGCAUUAAGGUGUGGAAGUUAACUUGUGGAUGAAAAUCUAUGUAAUAAAUCUGCCUUUCUAUUAAAUUAAUGACAAGGAAUUUAAAUGUCGUUAAAUACUAGCAAUAGCAGACAAACCGGUUACCAUCCUUUUUGGAUCCUCUAUAAAAUGUUCUCAUCAACAUUUUCAAGCAAUUAUUGUUGAAUAGUAUUAUUUGUAUUUGUUUUUAAAUAUUUCUGAUCUGGUUUAUUUUUUGUCAUUAUCAUCAGAUUAGACAAUCUCUGCACUUUAAUUUGAUUUUGUUCAACUUCGAGUAGUUUUGUAUGUUCAAACAGUUCAAAACUUCAUAUGCAUUUUAAAAUAAUGUGCAAGGCACUAUCCAGUUUUAACCUAACUUCAAUUAAUGUUAACAGUGCUGUAUUAUGAGAAAAUUGCAUUGGACAAAUCUUCAUUUGUGACAUGUAACUUUUAAACCAAAUAUUAGCAAAUUCCAAAUGUUAUACUGAAAGUUAGUCUUCUAUGGACCGGAAUGUUGAUGCGAUUAGCAGUUUGUUUGGAUUGGUAAAAGUCAUACGAUUUAAUUCAUUGAAUGUUUUGACUUUAUUGAGCACUUUUUAAAUAACCAUUUGCUGUCCUUAAGACCAGGCUUUUUUUGUACAUGUAUAAGUUAGUGAUUGCUGUGUUACAUUAGCACAACAUUUCCCAUAAAUUCUAUGUUGUGAUGUGUUUAUUAUGCUGCGACAUGUCAAAGCUAGUUUGCUUCCAAGCAUAGCUUCAGCUAUGACCAGAUGUGCGUAGAUGAUGUUUGUUGGCAGUUAUGUAAAUCUUAGAAAUGUGGAGUAUGGUAUUUUCAGAAUGAACUCCAUGUGAAACAUCUUUUUUUUUUGUCUGCAGUAAUUUGGCUACUGUGUACAGUUCUGUCUUUAUCAGCCUUCAGAUUUUUUUUAAAAUGUGAAAUGUAUGGUGCACAUGUGUAAGGGCAAAAUAAAUAUCUUCACUGUUAAAUGCUUUUGUUUAUUUAUCUCAAACCAAUAAAAAUGUAGAUAUUUAUGGAGAUAAUGCA